This is a messenger RNA of Hypoxylon fragiforme, 1362 nucleotides long. Its product is annotated as SnoaL-domain-containing protein. NCBI's taxonomy places the organism in Eukaryota, Fungi, Ascomycota, Sordariomycetes, Xylariales, Hypoxylaceae. The transcript has a single exon. The record is from RefSeq and is a predicted model, not a curated record. Gene Ontology annotation, biological process: polyketide metabolic process. The coding region runs from base 291 to 1154 and encodes 287 amino acids.
UCACAUCGGAGCUGGAUCUGAUUGGAUGGAUCGGGUGAUAAUGCUAGUGCUGGCCUCAAUAGACUGAACUCUGCGGUGCUUUUCACACACACACGAGGGUGCAUAACAACAUGGCGGCCACCUAUUCGUUACUUUCCAGCCACCCAAUGGAGUAUAUAACCUUUCAUCGGAGCUUUUUAUCUCGUGUGGUAUAACGUCCAGGCCGUUAUAUACUACUCAUAUUUCCUCCGAUUCCCUAAUAUAUCUGUCCCUGCCCUGUCAUUGUCCAUAUCCACUAUCAUUCCAUCGACAUGCCUGCCUCAGUUUCAGACCUGGUUGCAACCAUAAGGAGUUGUGUUGAGUGCGUCAACAAUAAGAGAUGGGACGGUCUGCUUCAGUAUAUACAUUCCACAUACAACCAGAACGGAUCGGAUUACACACAUGAGUCAUUGGUGACCCUUGUUAAGCACCACUUAGCCUCUGGGGAUAUCCACAUCAACGAGGACAGUCUCCUCGUCGACGAGAGAGCUCAAUGCGUUUCGUUUUCUAUUUGGACCAAACUGACGCCGGAGAAACCUUUCCUGGGCCAGCAACCUGUGCGCCGAGAAGUCUUGCUCAUAGGCCAUAGUUUCGUUUGGUUUACCGAGGGCAAGAUAUCAAAGUCGCUGUUCUUGACGAACAACGACGACAUGCGUAAACAGCUAGCCAGUCUCAAUAAUGACUACGCACCUGAUCUGAUCCGCAACUAUCCCGUCCCCGAGAUGGAGGCGCCGGUAUCUCGUGAAACAUUGGAAGAGGCGUACAGGGGAUACGUCGAUAUGGUCAACUCUCGCCGAACGGAGACGGACUACGCCAAGUAUGUUCACAAGCCAGAUCGGCUGCGCAACAACAAGGCCAUAGCGCGCCGCGUGGUGGAGGAUACUUUGGCAGCCAUGCCGGAUCUAUAUGUGGAGAUCCACACCAUAAUAGCCGACGAGGAGACGCAGCGGGUGGCAGUGUGGCUGGACUUCACCGGGACGCCAGUCAAGGACUUCGCCGGACUAGUGGCUGACGGCCGUGCCGUCCACUUCAACGAGCACGCUACUUAUCAGUUCGUGGACGGCAAAAUUCAGAAGAUAUGGGGUAUUAUGGACCUAGAUGAGGCUAGACAGCAGCAAAGAUCUUCCAGGUUCUAAAAACGUGGUGAUGGUGAUGGUUGGAUAAAGGCGUUCUGAGCAUCGUUUUCUGUCCUCUACUAAUAGUACCUAUAUUUGGUGUAUGUAUAUGUAUACUAAGCACAUACCGAUACUUUACACACCUACCUACAGCGAGGUAUAAUCUAUUAAUUCCCAAAAGCCAAAUAGGAAUGUUAUCAUCGUGAGGUCCAUAGAUUAUAUAAUGUGA